AUGCCUCUCGACUUCCCGCCGAUAUUCCUCCUCCCCACUCACCUGCAGCCCGACGACCUCCACCGCCUAGAGGCCAGCAUACCCUCCCUGACGUACGACAUCCACGAGGCCCAGGUGGUCCUCGGCAACAUAUCGCGGACCCAGCGCGCCCGGUUUGAGCUGAGACGGCUCAAGGUUGACACGGAGACGGUCGAGGACGCAGGGGCUGGCGACGGCGACGGCGACGGCACAGGACGGGCCAUAGCUUCAGAGCCGUUUCCAGAGACGAGUGGCGCUGCUGGUGCUACGGCUCACGCCCAGCAUGGCGAGCCGAGUCCCAAGCGGCGCAAGCUGUCCGUGUCGCAUGGCCAACCGAGCCGCAGCCACGGCGGCAAAGCCCAGGGUGAAAUCAUUUACGUGCUGCGGCUCGCGUGGUUCGAAGACAGUGUGAAGCAGAAUCGUUUGCUACCAAAGGACAGUUACAUGGUCUACCGAGGGCGCAAGCUCGCGUCUGUCGGAGGACAACGCAAGACGGCGACGGCGACGACGACGGUAAAGUCCCCGAGGCCAUCGCCCGCAGCCGCGACCAAGGACAUCCUCAGACGCGCCGCCGGGGAUCAAAGAGCAGCAGGCGGAGGGCGACCUCCCAGCAGCCAUGGCCAUCCGCACAAUCCGCCGUCUCUCGUCCGUCAGACGACGUCCGAGCACGACGUCCCGCUACCGCCGAUACCUGACUACCUGCACUCGACAUACUCGUGUCAGCGCCCAACACCCUUCAACUCACUCAAUGGGCCCUUUAUAGAGGAGCUGAAAAACAUCCGGACCCUACGCCUGCUCCAGGGCGACCAGAUUGGCGUUCGCGCGUACUCGACAGCCGUUGCCACACUGGCCGCCUAUCCCUAUGAGCUCCAGGUCCCGCAAGAAAUUGAGAGGCUGCCCGGGUGCGGUGCUAAGUUCGCCGGACUGUACGGGGAGUGGCGGCAGACUGGGCAGACCAAGGAAACGGCCGACGCGGCCUUGGACCCCAGACUGACCGUUCUCAAACUCUUUUACGACAUCUGGGGCGUGGGUGAUACCACCGCCCGCGAAUUCUACCGCAAAGGGUGGAGAGACCUGGACGACAUCAUCACGUACGGCUGGGACUCACUGAGCAGGGUGCAGCAGAUAGGGGUCAAGUUUUACGACGAGCUGCUCCUCAAGAUCCCGCGGCAGGAAGUCGAGACUAUUGCAGGCGUGAUCCUGUCGCACGCGAGGCAGAUCGAUGCCGGGUUCGAACUGGCGAUUGUGGGCGGGUACAGGCGGGGCAAGAAACAGAGCGGCGACGUGGACGUGGUCAUCAGCCAUCGGGACGAGGAGAAGACGCUCAACGCGGUGGACAAGAUCGUCCGGAGCAUGGAGGACAAUUUCAUCACGCACACGCUCAGCCUGUGGACGAGAAACAGCGAGCGCGGCCAACUCCCGCUGCCGUGGCAAGGGCAGGCGGCAGGGCGCGGAGGAGGAUUCGACACGCUCGACAAGGCCAUGGUCGUGUGGCAGGACGUGGCGCGCCUGAAGGCCAACGGCGAGGGGGGCACGGAGCCGCCGCCGCCGCACCGGCGCGUGGACAUCAUCGUCAGCCCGUGGAAGACGGUGGGCUGCGCACUGCUGGGGUGGAGCGGGGGCACGACGUUCCAGCGCGACCUGCGGCGGUACUGCAAGCGGGAGAGGGGCCUCAAGUUUGACAGCAGCGGGAUCCGGAGGCGCGCCGACGGCGAGUGGAUGGACCUCGAGAGCCGCCGGCGCGGAGGCUCCGGCCCCGCGGAGCCGGCGCCGGACAUGGAGACGGCCGAGAAGCGGGUCUUUGAGGGCCUGGGGCUGGUGUGGCGGCCGCCCGAGGAGAGGUGCACGGGCUAA
This is a messenger RNA of Purpureocillium lilacinum, 1872 nucleotides long. RefSeq lists its product as uncharacterized. Gene Ontology annotation, molecular function: DNA-directed DNA polymerase activity; DNA binding. The record is from RefSeq and is a predicted model, not a curated record. Gene Ontology annotation, cellular component: nucleus. Lineage: Eukaryota; Fungi; Ascomycota; Sordariomycetes; Hypocreales; Ophiocordycipitaceae. Gene Ontology annotation, biological process: double-strand break repair via nonhomologous end joining.